UGGAGCUGAAUCUAUAAGUCAUCAAGCAAUCAAAUUCCUUGCCUUUUGACUCUGUGUUACAUUUUUGAUAGAAAAUAUGUAGAUAGUCUUAUUUCAGCUGCAGCCACAGAAUUGUGCUUUCAACCUCAUGCAAUUUUACUGAGUUCCUGAUACAAAAUGAAAACAAUUUUUGGGAUCCCAUAUUAACUUUUGUUGAAUUGAAAUUUUUUUAUAACUGCGGUGUCCGGGCCAGCUUAAUUCCACGACCACCGACAACAGGGUAUUAGUGGGGAAGGAUAGCAUGUAAUUUACUCCUCAAGAGGCAAUAUCAAUUGAUUCAGAAUAUUUAUCCAGCAAAACACAAAUUGACAUGGGUUGUUGCUUCUUUGGUGCCGGGAAAAAGGGUGGUGAUCUUGUUAAUCAUGAUACAAGAGAUACAGGAGGCAACUCCAUUGCGAGGACAAGGACCUUUUCAUUUAGUGAAUUACAAUUAGCAACCAACAACUUCCAACAAACUAAUAAAAUAGGACGAGGCGGUUUUGGCACAGUAUACAAGGGAACUCUAAAAAAUGGAAAAGAAAUCGCUGUGAAGACACUUGCGGCGGAAUCAAGGCAGGGUUUGCGGGAGUUUUUGAAUGAAAUCGAGACAAUAUCAAAUGUCAGACAUCCAAAUCUAGUUGAGAUAGUUGGAUGCUGUGCUGAUGGAAAUAACCGGAUUUUGGUCUACGAAUAUUUAGAAAAUAGGAGCCUUGAUCGAGCACUGUUUGGUUCCAGGACUAGUAUUAACUUAGAAUGGGACAAAAGAGCUACUAUUUGCUUGGGUACUGCUCAAGGUCUUGCAUAUCUACACGAAGAACUAGUGCCACAUAUAGUGCACAGGGACAUAAAAGCUAGUAAUAUUCUGCUUGACAAGGAUUAUACACCAAAAAUUGGAGAUUUUGGGCUUGCCAAACUUUUCCCAGAUAGCAUCACUCAUAUCAGCACAAAGAUAGCAGGAACAACUGGCUAUCUGGCACCUGAAUAUGUAUUAGGAGGACAAUUAACGAUGAAGGCUGAUGUUUACAGUUUUGGGGUCCUAAUACUGGAAACAGUAAGUGGCAGGAGCAGCAGCAGCAGUAUUUGGCAGAGCGAUAAGAUGUCACUUCUUGAAUGGGCCUGGCAGCUCUAUCAAGAUGGAAAGCUAUUGGAGUUGGUGGAUGAAGAAUUAGUUGAUUUCCCGGAAAAAGAAGUCGUCAGGUACAUGAAGGUAGCUCUUUUUUGCACCCAAGCAAAUGCAAACAGAAGACCAAUGAUGAGCCAGGUUAUUGAGAUGCUUUCAAGAAAUAUCCGACUAAAUGAGAAAGAACUUACACCACCUGGUUUCUUCCAAGAUUCUGGAGAAAGCAUGCAAUCAAAAUCGAAGUUGUCUGAAUGCAGUACUAGUCAACAGAGUUCUGUACCCCCCCCAAUCACUCAGUGAUUUUGACCUGGAGUGGAGCUUUGGCUUUCAGCGGCUAUUAGACACAGAUUGACGAGUUGACCUAAACGAGUAAGAACAAUUGUUGGAACGAGAUUGAUCACUGAAGAAAUGCUAGCUCCUUCUUCAACUUCUGGCCUGGCAAACUCCAAUCACUCACUUGUCCUCUUCCUACUAUGGAUGCCCCCGCAGGAUGGAGAAGUACUCAGUCAAACAACUAACACGAAGCAUUUGACAACCGCAAGUUUAUUUUGUACCACACAAAUGCUACGACAUAUUUAUGAUUACAUCAAAAGCGAUUCUUUUCUUUUU
This is a messenger RNA of Lycium ferocissimum, 1747 nucleotides long. RefSeq names its product cold-responsive protein kinase 1-like. Gene Ontology annotation, molecular function: ATP binding; protein kinase activity. The transcript has 8 exons. Gene Ontology annotation, biological process: protein phosphorylation. The record is from RefSeq and is a predicted model, not a curated record. Lineage: Eukaryota; Viridiplantae; Streptophyta; Magnoliopsida; Solanales; Solanaceae. The coding region runs from base 350 to 1438 and encodes 362 amino acids.